GGUCAUUUAAGCACGAGACUGUAAUUUUCAUUCUCUGAAUCAUUUAAAUUUAGACAUUGGCUUGAUGGCCCGUAGUUUCAAGAGCAAAUACUUGUUUAAUAUUAUAAACUGGAAAAAGAAUGGUCAUCAAUUUCUGAUGUCAUGUUUAUUUAUUUUUUUAUAAAUUGGAAUUUUACGGUUUUCGUGUGCACAAGAUUGUUAGCUGCCCUUGCUUAGCGAUUAAAUAAUGCGCUUAAGCACUUAAAGAAACGAGGUCUCAUCGACUUGAAAAUGGAAAAUAUCCUAUUGCGUGAUGACGUCAGCAAAUGGAAUUUGAUCAUCGCGAUAAAAUAAAAAUGGGAUGGAAAUGUUAUGUAUAAUCCAAUAUUUCUCGAUUGCUUCCACUGCUGAUUGUGUCGCUUGCCUCUUCCUUUUAUUAAAAAAGGUGCAAUUAUUGAAAACAGUGUGCAACCAAGAACGCAUAUUCUUCAAAAGUAGAGUUGAGAGCGCUGCAUUAAUACAGCGCUAUCGUUAAGACGAUAGCUUGACGUCAGAAUGGCGAGAAACGAAGCGCGUGCAUUUUCCCGCCAUCGCGUUGCUUUAUUCGUUUGCGCGCACAGUCAUUAAGACAGCCCUCAUUCCCGUCAUCCCUCUGCCGUCGUAAAUCUUAAGAUCGCUAAUGUGAACGUGAGUGACCAUUUGUAGUUCGAGCCUCGUUAUGACGCUAGUGUGUCAUCUUCGCGUCAAUGACGUCACAAUAGUGGCUUUCUCGUGGCCUUGUUCAUGGCGACUAGACAACUUGUCAAUGCCCUAGUUCUUGUGGCGGUUGUCACGCUAGUCCACUGUACGUACGCUAACACUCCAAGCCCAUCUGCCACUGACUUUAUAGGAAAGCUUGAUGGACGACUUGAAGAACUGCGCCGGGACUGCUUGGGCGUUGAUAUUAUUCAGAACGAGGUCGGAAACAAGGUCAGUAGUGCGUCGCGCAUAGAUGGCAAAAAGGUCAUCCGGGACCUUGUGGAUCUAUUGAGGGAGAGGUUUGAUGAGCGCAUCGCGGCACUAAAUGCGAUCAAGAAGGGAGUGGAAGAGGACUAUGCUGCCGUAAAAGCGUCAGGUGUUUUAAAAGAAUGCUGCAAGCUAUUUCCAUCCUCAUUAGAAUAUCAUGCUCGGUUCAAGUCCAAAGCGAACAGCAAAAGCUUUUGCGAAGCGAAAGCCAAGAGCGCAGGAAACGUACGAGUGCUUGGGGAGGGGAUCUACUCGGCCAUGUCACGCAACCUAAAACAGAACCAGAGACUAAAAUGGCAGUUUUUCGGCUCCAAGGAAGGCCUAUGCACGAUCUACCCCGCGGCUCCCCUGAAAGAAUGCCACGCCUACGAUAACCGCUUACGCCCCUGGUACACAUCAGCAGCCUAUCCUUCAACCAAGAAACUCGUCAUCGUCCUGGACACGAGCUCGUCCAUGGCAAGCCGAGUGGAACUGGGUACGAAAAGGCGCACGCGAUUGGAUGUUGCCAAGGCAGCGCUGUCAACAAUACUCAGCACACUUCUUCCACAAGACAAGGUUGGAGUAGUUCUCUUUAACUCAAAGGUUACACUCGCCGGUAGUAGCGGUGUGGAUGAAUGCUACAGCACGCGGCUAGCGCCCGCCGGGCGCUUUAACGUGAACUAUCUCAAGGAUUUUAUUAACCGCAGUAGACCGGGAGGUGGUACACAAUACCAGAAUGCUUUUAAAGCGGCCUUUACCCUCUUGAAGAGCGCAAAAUCUGGUGACGGGGGCGGUGAGCAGUCGUUUUUGCUAUUCCUGACCGACGGUGGGCCCAAAGACGAUGCUCUUGCGGUCGAACGUUUAAUCGCGCAGAACAAAAAGGAAAUGGAAGAGUCAAGAGAGCGCGUAACUAUUAUGACUAUAGGACUCGGUAAAGAUGAGCACAUGAAGAACUUUCUCGGCAGACUCUCCAAAAAUGUGGGUAGCAAAUACUCGCAAGUGGAUAACGAAGCCCACAUGUACAGCGCUAUUCACGACUACUACAGCCAUCUACAAGCGAUGGCGACCAAGGCCACAAAGAACUAUAUUCUAUCCCCGCCCUACGCUGACGCCUGGGGACUAGGUUUAAUGAUCACAGUAGCGGUGCCAUGCUUCAGCAAGGGAGAAUUUGUUGGAGUUGCCGGAGUGGAUGUUAUCAUGUCCGACCUCCUCUCUGAAGUGCAAUAUUUUAACCAAGCAGGGUCCGACUCCUUCGCCUUUCUUGCCCACCUCAACACGGACAACGCCCUUUCCCAUCCUCUCCUACCUCCCCCGGAAACGCUGACUAAAGACCCUAGCCUCGUCAACAUUCUAGCACUCGAGCAGGGGGAGGCGUUCAAGCAGUUCUUCCAUGGAACUCUCAAGCAUAUAAAGGAGAAUGAUAUUCGCACCAUAUCGCUGCCUCGGCGACGGCUCAGCACUCCAAAAGGCGGCUUGCAGGCUGAGGGUGUGGCUGAGCACGUGUUGGACUACACCUACUACUGCAGUAGGGUCUUAGAGUACGUGCUGUGUGUAGCUCUACCUGAAGUCGUCACGGACCUUAAGAUCACCGAGAAUAAUGGGGACAGGUUAUAUUAUCAUCGCAUGGAUCUCGUGCAAGAAGAUGAAGUAUGCUCUUACACAGACACGAUUUCCUAUAAAGACAAGGCUGUAGUGAAAUUUAGCGCAAAAGCAUUCCUUAAUCCCCCCGAGUAUCUAGACGUGGAGGAGAACCCAACACUUAUUGAAAAAUACAUGAACCACGCCAACCAAGGACACCAGGAAACCAUGUUCCUGCCAGGAAUUGUCCAGACAGCCAAGCUAAGCAAGGGCCUGGUCAAUUACUGGAUUCAUGGCGAGCACAAGCAGUACCUGAGCCAGAUACCCCGCAGGUUUUUUGGCUCCGCCAAUGGCGUACUUAGGUUUUUUCCAGGGGAACCCUUACCGCGAAACUACGAUCAUUGCAGCAGACACUGGUUCAACAAAGCCAACGCGUUCAAAGGUCAGCUAACCUUCACCACACCAUACCGUGAUCCUCUUGGCGCUGGGCUCAUAGUAACCGCCAGUCACUCCAUAGAUAUAGCGCGUGGUAGCAGUCUCAGUCUUUUUGGGGUGGUGGCCGCGGACUUGACGAUGGAGUUUUUUCAAACGAUGGUAAAGAUGUAUCUUGGGAUUCGCUGCAAAGACAUUACGAGUACGACGUGUCUGUUGGUGGAUGUGGGAGGCUAUGUGGUGUAUCAUCCAAGCUUUGCUAAGAGAGACGUUUUCGAGGACGAGUCGCUUGUGACGGCGAAGCACCUAACGGAAAUCCAUGGAGACAUCGCCGAGUAUUUGAUAUCAAACGGCAUUAUGACCAAGAAGACUUGUCAGGACUUUGUUGAAAGGAAACUUCAAAUAUCUUACGAGAUCGAUAUCGGUGACAAAGAGAUGGUGAGUAACAUCGAAUGGACGGCGAGUAAGUGCGAUGCAUUCAGCCUUGUACGGGUUCCCUCCACCAAUCUGUACGUGUUGGCAGCGUUUGCGAGUAGACAUUCAACGUGUUACGAGAGCGUGCCGUGCGCGUGUAACGUGACGUGUACCACCCAGACUAACGAAGAGUGUGAAUGCCCCUGCCGCAAGCGUCUGGAGUAUAACUACUGCCUUGACGAGAACGCUGAAAGUUCUGUCCCCAUCUGUGCACCCCCGUCAUCAUCCACUUUCACCCGCCCAUCCUUACCUUUGGACUUGGUCCGUCUACCCGACUGCUUCCCCGUGCAAUGUCAGCAGAUCACGACAGAGAUCCAAUGUCGCAAGACAUUUAGCUGUAGCUGGUGCACAUGGGACAAGGCAAAAGAGCUCGGGGUACCCUACUGCGCAGAUAGCAAUGCCUGCUAUGGAGGGGUCGAAGGGCGCGCUAACCCUUUCUUUAGGAAACUCAUCGACUCAAACGGUCUGGGUUCCAAAUCCAACAAGACGACCUGGAGAGGUAAAGUGGUUGAAGCUCUUUCGGUGGCGAAGAAUAUCAUCACGGAGUACUUCCCUCUGGUGGUCGCCACGACGGUCUUGCUUCUCGUGAUGUUUGGGCUGUUUCUUGCUGUGUUUUGUUGUUGUAAGAAACCAAAAGGGUACACUGGGUUGGAAGGGUACUAUGAUGGCGAGGAAGGCUAUGACGGGGAGUAUAAUGGUGAGGGAGGGUUUGAAGGCGAUGAAGCUUAUGGGUAUGAGGAGGGAUACGAUGAUGGUAUGAAGUAUUAUGAGAACAGAGGCGACGAUGACUUCUUUCAGCUUGGAGAAGAGUUCUAGUCUCAAAAUUAAACAUCUUUUUGUACCGCACAAGAAAUUUGUAUAUGGUCUUUAUCAAUAAAUAAAGCUUUAUGUAUA
Nematostella vectensis (starlet sea anemone) is the source of this 4341-nucleotide messenger RNA. Its product is annotated as VWFA and cache domain-containing protein 1. Gene Ontology annotation, molecular function: voltage-gated calcium channel activity. NCBI's taxonomy places the organism in Eukaryota, Metazoa, Cnidaria, Anthozoa, Actiniaria, Edwardsiidae. Gene Ontology annotation, cellular component: voltage-gated calcium channel complex. The transcript has 14 exons. The record is from RefSeq and is a predicted model, not a curated record. Bases 763 to 4263 code for a protein of 1166 amino acids.